AACUGGACACAGUUGUAGACAAAAGGUGUUCGACACGCCACGUGCGCGCGCGCCUCUCGGCAGAUGUGGCAUUAUAGCUGCUGAGCGUUGUCUCAGGGCCACAUAGCGUUGGCUGUGGCGUGACGUCGCGCCACCCCGCGCUCCACACGAAAUGUUUUGUCUCACUCUACUCUACCAAGCUCUGGAAUAAGCGACGCAUGUGGCACACAAACGCAAUUACAUCAGUGCGCCACGAGUUGAGUAGAAGAUCAUACAGUGUUGCGUUUACAAGUUUAAUAUUUCUAUAAUUUGGAUACCCAAUCACAUACGCAAAAUAAUUAUGAAAGAUGAUCGAGAAGUGAUAAAGCAGUUUGUGAAGAUUAUAGAAAGGUAUCCAGAUAUUUACGAUCACAAUUCGGAUACAUAUAGGCGAUGGUGUGCAGAAAAAGCUUGGAAAAAAGUCGCAGAUUGUGUAAGAACUGAAUUGAAAGAAGAAUGCAAUGUUGACGAAUUGAAAACAAAAUGGAAAGGUAUACGAUCGUCAUAUAAUAGAUAUAAACAUAAACUGUUUAAAAGCAAGAAACCUAUACAAGCAUAUUAUCUGAGUAGCGUAUUGGAAUUUUUGGAUCCAUUCAUUAAGCCCAAGUUAACUCUGGCAAAUGAGACUUUAUCUGAGCUUUCAAAUGAGUCAUUUAACAGCGAAACGAAGAUGACUAAUAUAGAUGCCACCAAUGACUAUGAACAUAGUAUAGAAUGGGCAGAUGUCAAUAUACAAUCACCAAAAAUGUUAAAAACAGAAGAUUUCAGUGACGGUUAUUUAGAAUCUGAAGCAGAGACAUCGUAUAGUAAAUAUAAAAUUGAAGAUAAAGUUGAGGAUGAUGGUAAUGAAGAUUUGCAAUUUUUUAAAAGUAUAUUACCAGAUAUAAAAGAUUUUACUUCAAAAGAGAAACGUGAUUUUAAAAGAGGAGUCUUAAAUUUAAUUGAUGAAAUAGAUAAUAAUCGUAAAAAAUAAGUUAACUACUUAUCUGUAAAUAUAUUAUUAUUUGAUUAAAAGUAAUGACAUCAGG
Messenger RNA from Galleria mellonella (greater wax moth), 1046 nucleotides. RefSeq lists its product as uncharacterized. Bases 320 to 991 code for a protein of 223 amino acids. NCBI's taxonomy places the organism in Eukaryota, Metazoa, Arthropoda, Insecta, Lepidoptera, Pyralidae. Gene Ontology annotation, biological process: regulation of transcription by RNA polymerase II. Gene Ontology annotation, cellular component: nucleus; transcription regulator complex. The transcript is spliced from 5 exons. The record is from RefSeq and is a predicted model, not a curated record. Gene Ontology annotation, molecular function: DNA binding.